AUGGCCCGUUUCGCAAUUCCAACAACAGCCAGGCUACCAUCCUCAUUACGAGUCGAUGCAUCCAAUCCUGCUGUUACCAAGAGCCUCAGUCGACUAUCGCGAGAGUCACUUAUUUCCUUGGCAUUAGACUGGCUCGACGAUGAGAGUCUACCCAAUGCGGUACCCUAUAUCGAAAGGAGGAAUGAGGAUGAUGAUGAAGAAAGCGAUGACCUCUACCCUCCCUGCCAAUCAGUUGACGACUUGCAUCAACUUUACAUUGACAUGCAACACCAAAAAGGGUCAAAAAGAGACGUCGUUAGCAGAAUUGUUGAAGGUGACUGGAGGAUUGGCCUGACGCUAUACCAAUUGGCCAUGGUAGACAUGGCCUAUUUCGAACAGAAUCCAACAUCUCAAAGAUGGACGGCAUAUUCGAUUCUGCCCCUGAAGCAGCCAUCUCAAGCUGCUGGCGAAGACCAAGUGCUCAAGGUCGAUCAAGAGAACCUGACAAUUCCACGAUUUCAUCCCUCAACAUUCCUACAAAACCUUCAGACUCAUGUGUUACCGGACGUCAAGGCACAUUAUCACUUUCACAGACCAAAAGAUAUACCUGUCUUGCUCUUACGGAUAUUUGUCGUUGACUCCCCUUACAAUACCGACUUUGCCCUGUCAGGUCGAGACGCUGCUGGCACUGCGACCAACUUCGACUCGUCAAGAACUGUGUACAUUGCUUUUCCAGACGGAUCACCUUCACUCUACAUUACAAAAUCCCAGGCCACUGGUUCUGUCGCUUCGGGUGAUCUGAAGAGUCUGCAAAGCUUGAUCGUCGAUGGAGUUCCCAAAGCCCUCUCACGUCCUCGUGAACGAUACACCCUCAAAGCAGGCAACCUUUCCAGCAAGAACCUGGAAGCCUUAUUGGAAAAGAACGGGUCUGGUCGCGCAAACGCUGCAGGAGGUGGCUGGAGCAUCUAUUAUAGCGAAUCAACAAAAGUGUCGCCAUUGGACACCGUUCUUCCAAGUCCACCAUUGUCUCGAGAAUCGUCAUUCAACAACCUCAAGCGUGGAGCGCCAUUGACUCAAUCACAACAAGCAUCGAAAAAGGCAAGGCUUACUGCAAAAGCUCGAUUUGGUGAUUCGGCUAUUGUUACGGAUGGAAAGGGAGUGGAAAAGGUUGACGUUGUCAUACAAGAUCCAUUUCCUUCUACAGGUGUGGACUUGAGCGAACCAGAAGGCGAAGAGAAUGAGCAGGGCAACACAGAACACGGCAGCAAAAACCGACGGAAGAGCAAGAUUACCGCAGUCAUUCAGGAGGCAAAUGCUACAACAGAAGAGGACAACAGAAACGAUGCAACCCCAUCUCAACGAUGGACGCCCACAGUCAAAGUCACAUUCUCAGGAACUCACGUCUGGGCAGGUGUGCGACAACUUGUCGAGGCUGGGAUAAUUGAUGGGGAACGGAUGCCUGGGUGGAUGACGGGCGAGGAGGGUGUGACGACAGGACUUGUGAGGCAUGGACGGAUACGUGGGUACAAAGGCUCUGGCAUAUGA
Messenger RNA from Fusarium poae, 1524 nucleotides. RefSeq lists its product as uncharacterized. Lineage: Eukaryota; Fungi; Ascomycota; Sordariomycetes; Hypocreales; Nectriaceae. Gene Ontology annotation, biological process: chromosome segregation; CENP-A containing chromatin assembly. The transcript has a single exon. The record is from RefSeq and is a predicted model, not a curated record. The coding region runs from base 1 to 1524 and encodes 507 amino acids.